Talaromyces amestolkiae is the source of this 1473-nucleotide messenger RNA. RefSeq lists its product as uncharacterized. The transcript has a single exon. The record is from RefSeq and is a predicted model, not a curated record. Bases 1 to 1473 code for a protein of 490 amino acids. NCBI's taxonomy places the organism in Eukaryota, Fungi, Ascomycota, Eurotiomycetes, Eurotiales, Trichocomaceae.
AUGUCUACUUUACUUCCAUAUUCUAAUAUCCCCUCAUCAGAGAGACGACUACAGUUCGCAGCACCCGAACAACAUGACGAUCCACUUAUAUACAUCGAACGGCAGUCAAAAUAUCUGCAGCGACAAAUACAGAGCCUGUUGGAUGCACAAAGCGAUGGCUUGCUGGCUAGUAUGCAGUCUCCAGGGCAUGUGAAUAAUGAUGUCUUUUCGAAUGCAAGCUCUACACCUCCUACCUCUGCAACAGGAAGUCGAGACAGAAGCGUGCGAACAAUACCCAUUCGACAACCGCCGAGGAAGAAGAUCGGCUUGCGCGCUGCACGGAAGGGAAUACUCAGAUCAAUGAGUGACCUUCUCAGUCUCAGAGAAGAAGAGAAGCGACUUUUACGACGACAGAUCCAGCAAAGGCAGGAUGCCAUCGAAGACGUCGACACGUUUGCGAACAAGAAGGCCGGCCUUGAGAAAACAUUAUCGGACUUGGAGAACGAUCGCGAGGGCGAUAGGGCCCGGAAACUGAAGGGGGAAGCCAAGGGCUUGGAACAGGAGAUUGAGGAGCUUGAGUUGAAGCUUGCCGAUAUGAAGGCAAGGCACCGGCAUAUUAUACAAGAAGUGUCUCGGAUAGAGAAUGUCGUAGACGCCAAACUUUCGUCUUAUAAAGAGUCCUUGUCGAUUCUCGAUACAGAAGUCCGUCGAUAUCUGGAAACUCCGCCGCUUCGGUCCUUACAGCGUGACGUCAAAAAAUCCUCGUUCUACUCCCUCCACCCGAAACGACGAACACUCGAACUAGCUCGCGAACAUUGGCAGAUGGAACAAUCCGAUUUGGUAAAAAGACAAGAGAGUGUGGAGAUGGAAAUAGCUGCAUUAUAUGAUGGCGGACCCGUAUGGCAGAGCGUGGUGAAAGAAAUAUCAGAUUUUGAACGAAGAUUAAGGGAUGGGAUGCAACAAUCCCUAAUACUGUCGAAGUCGUCAACGCUACCCUCUGAUAACGAGGAAGGAUUGAGGCGAGAACAGGGGAAGACAAUCAUUGGAGACCUGGAGGCCACAACUCGUGUGAUCGAAGAAAAACUCGAGCUUGCCGAGGAGAAAGAUUGGAAAUUACUCGUAUGCAGCAUUGGCACGGAGCUUGCAGCUUUACGAGAAGCGCAAACAAUGCUGAAGCAGAUGUUCGGCUAUACAGACCAGGAAGACUCUGAGCACGAUUUUGCACACGCUACGGAGACUACAACAGCAAGGAACAGCGUUAGCAAUCUACAGGGAUCCGAUCAGCGACGAGAUCCUCAAGGUGCAAAUUCAGUUCCUAUCACAACUACAACCAACCUUCCUACGAUAAGUGCAAGCGAGGAUGACGAGCAUGCAGACGAGCCACCAGCAGAUCUAUUGAAGGAUAUGACGCCGGAAGAAUUGAAACCUACGACAUCUCGAUCAGAAGAUGAGGAUGACGAGCCUGAUCCGGCCUGGCUGCUCUCUGAUCCUUAA